GCGUGUUGAGCUCCGAGGAGCAGCUGGUUUUACGCUGGGACGCCGUCAGCGUGCCGUGGCGCGUUGGCCGGGUAUUUUUGGGUUCCACACAUGGUGGGAUAAGUGGCCGCUCUGCUGUGCCUAUAUAAUCCAGCCGAGGGCGGCGGCCAGCCAGUUCCGAUCCAGGUCCGGCAGGGGUGAGCGGGCACGCGGGCCGCCAUGGGUAAAAAGGGUCUGCUGGAGCGUCUGGACGCCGGAGAGGUGGUGAUCGGCGAUGGCGGCUUUGUGUUCGAGCUGGAGAAGCGCGGCUACGUCAAGGCGGGCCCGUGGACGCCCGAGGUGUGCCUGGAGCAUCCCGAGGUGGUGCGCGGACUGCACCGCGAGUUCCUGCGCGCCGGCUCCGACGUCAUGCAGACCUUCACCUUCUACGCGUCCGACGACAAGCUGUGCAACCGCGGCAACGAGGCGGGAGUGAAGUUCACUUGUCGGCAGGUAAAUGAUGCUGCCUGCCGGCUGGCGCACGAGGUGGCCGCCGAGGGGGACGCUCUGGUGGCCGGCGGCAUCUCCCAGACGCCCUCCUACCUCAGCGGCCUCGGCAAGAAGGCCACCCAGGCAGAGUUCAAGAAGCAGGUGGACGUUUUUGUUGAGAACAAAGUCGACUUUUUGAUCGCCGAGUACUUUGAGCACGUUGAGGAGAUGGAGUGGGCCAUCGAGUCUCUGGCGAGCAGCGGCCUGCCCGUGUGCGCCACCAUGUGUAUCGGUCCCGAGGGCGACCUGCACGGCGUCUCGGCUGGCCAGUGCGCCGUGCGCAUGGCGCGCGCCGGAGCGCACGCCGUCGGCGUCAACUGCCACUUUGACCCGUUCGUCUCGCUGGAGGCCGUGCGGCUGAUGAAGGAGGCACUGGCCGAGGCCGGACUGAAGGCGCACCUGAUGGCCCAGCCGCUGGCAAUCUGGACUCCGGACACCAAGAAACAGGGCUUCAUUGACCAGCCCGAGUUCCCUUUCGCGCUCGAACCGCGCAUCAUGACGCGCUGGGAGAUUCAGAAGUACGCACGCCAGGCGUACGAGCUGGGCGUGCGCUACAUCGGCGGCUGCUGCAUGUUCCAGGCGUACCACAUCCGGGCCGUGGCCGAGGAACUGCGCGAGGAGCGCGGUAAACUGCCGGCCGCCCACCAGAAGCACGAGCUGUGGGGCGGCGGCCUGCUGCUGCACACCAAGCCGUGGGUGCGCGCGCGCGCCAGCAGGGAGUACUGGUCGCGGCUGAGUCCGGCCACCGGCCGGCCGUACUCGGCGGCCCUGUCUCGGCCGGCCGGCUGGGGCGUCACGGCCGGCCACCAGGAGCUGCUGCAGCACAAAGAGCCCACCACCCAGCACGAGCUGGACGCCGUCAACGACAAGUUUAAGGAAGCUGAGGCAUAGUGCUGCACUGGGGCGAAAAGCCUGAAGCUCGACCGCAGCACGGCUAGCCCAGAAGGGCCGCGCCAACACUAUCAGAUGGCCUGAGGGCGAGCUCUAGGCAGGCUGCAUUUGAAAGCCACUUUUUGUGGUAAUCUGCAAUAAACACACGUGUAUGGAAUGAAGACUAAUCGAAGCAGGUUGUCUGAGCGAACAGAGGCGCGGGUGAUCAGAUCGCGGGGAUCUCUCGUUCUCGUUUUUUUCUGCGGCUGACUAGUAUGAUACCAGGAACACUGUAUUAGUGUAUGUGUUUAAGUCAAUACAUCAAUACCUCGGUAUAAGUGCA
This is a messenger RNA of Amphibalanus amphitrite, 1720 nucleotides long. RefSeq names its product betaine--homocysteine S-methyltransferase 1-like. Lineage: Eukaryota; Metazoa; Arthropoda; Thecostraca; Balanomorpha; Balanidae. The transcript has 4 exons. Gene Ontology annotation, molecular function: zinc ion binding; betaine-homocysteine S-methyltransferase activity. The record is from RefSeq and is a predicted model, not a curated record. The coding region runs from base 199 to 1398 and encodes 399 amino acids.